UAAAAACUGUACAAGACGCACGUAGGUACUCCGCCGACAGAUGCGCUGAGGAAUGGAUUACAACUUGCGGUCUCACUUACAUCGCAGGUUGCAUAGCGAUACCUCUAGUUUGGGGACGACUAUUUCACAAGAGGUUCUCUCCAAUUGUGCCGAUUGAGUACAGAGUAUGCGCUACUGCUUGUUCAAUGAUGCUAGUUUCUUACUUUGCUGGACGUAAUCAAAAACUAAAGUGUGAAAAGAGAGUUAGAGAUGAAAUAAGAAAAAUGGCAGGAAUAGAAGAAUAUUAAUUUUCAAAUUGUUUCUACAUUAUAAUAGUGAAAAUGAAUGGAAUUUUGAAAAGGCUUACUCCUUUUGUAAAAAGGAGAGCAUUGUUUACAAAGCAAUUUGUGCACAGAAAGCCAUGUUUAAUGCUUAAGAGACGGAAUGGGGGACAAAUUGAUUCUUACUUUUUUGUCGAUGAGGAGAGGGACCUGAAUAAUCCAGAUUAUUCAGAAAUUUCCAAUGAAUAUUUGGGUACUAUAGCCAAAGGUCAUCGAGUUCUAGUAAUUCAGCCAUACAUAAAAUGGGGUAAAGAUAAGAAAAAAGAUACUACUCGAGAAUUGCAGCUAGCUGAAGCUGUUGCAUUGGUUCAAACUUUACCUUACUGGACUGUCGUUGAAAAAUUAUGGGCUCCUCUUUUGAGCUUAGACAGAAAACAAUUUUUUGGUAAAGGUACUCUCACAAAGAUCAAGUCUUUAUUAGAUAGUCAAUGCAACAUAACUGCUGUAUUUAUAAGUGUAAAUACUUUAAAACAUGAACAGCUUUUAGAAUUGCAAAAAAUUUUUAAACUACCUGUUUAUGACAGAUAUUCUCUUGUAAUUCACAUAUUUAGAAGUCAUGCAAAAAGUCCUGAAGCAAAACUUCAGGUAGCCCUAGCUGAACUUCCGUAUAUUUAUGAGAAAAUGAGCGAAAUCAAUGGUCAGAUUAAUUUACUAGAAAAAAGGAGAUUAUUUUUACAAUCAAGAGAAGGUCAGCUGAGAAAUGCUCUACAAAAACUGAAAACACAUAGAGAAUCUGUAAGAACUAAAAGAAAAAAAUAUGGAUUUGCUACAGUUGCUAUCGUUGGGUACACCAAUGCUGGAAAAACAUCAUUGAUAAAAGCAUUAACUGGAGACAAAAAAUUGACACCUAAAAACUAUUUGUUUGCAACACUGGACACAACUGCUCAUCAGGGUGUUCUACCUAGCACUAUGAAAGUUUUGUACAUAGACACUAUUGGUUUUAUACAAGAUGUUCCAGAAACUUUGAUUGAACCUUUUGUUGCUACAUUGGAGGAUGCAAUGGUAGCUGACAUUAUUGUACAUGUUUAUGAUGUAAGCCAUCCAGACUGUAAAGCUCAAAUCGAACACGUUAGGAAAACAUUGAAAUCAUUGUCAGAUGCGAACAAACCAACGAUUGAAGUUGCUAACAAAUGCGACUUGAUAGAACCUGGUAAUUUGCCCGAAGAUGCAUUGGGAAUUUCAGCCACGGAAACCACUGGCAUCGACAUCUUGCGACACGAGAUCGAGAGGCUCAUAUUAUCCGAAACUGGAAGAUCCAUCAUGAAGAUGCGCGUGGAGUCGGGCAGCGAGGCUUUCGCUUGGCUCUACAAAGAGGCUACGGUGAUAAGCGCCGAGCCCGAUCCCAAGAAUUUACAAUUCAUGCUGCUGAAUGUUAUUGUUACGGACGACUUGUUGCAUCGAUUCAGGCGCUUUUUGAAGUCAUUGUGAAAGAAUGACAGCCUGUCACGUCCUCUCGAUAAAAUUCUAUAGAUUCUGUAACAAUGUAUAAUAGUUGUUAAUUUACAUUCAUAAGUUUUAUCGUUGCUUUGUAAAAGUGCUCU
Messenger RNA from Trichogramma pretiosum, 1861 nucleotides. RefSeq names its product putative GTP-binding protein 6. The coding region runs from base 321 to 1748 and encodes 475 amino acids. Gene Ontology annotation, cellular component: cytoplasm. The transcript has 5 exons. Lineage: Eukaryota; Metazoa; Arthropoda; Insecta; Hymenoptera; Trichogrammatidae. Gene Ontology annotation, molecular function: GTP binding; ribosome binding. The record is from RefSeq and is a predicted model, not a curated record.